CCCAGUGUCACACUAUCACCAUAUCCUGCUGUCCCCAACACCUGGUGUCACGCUGUCCUGGUGUCCCCAACACCCACUGUCAUGCUGUCCUGGUGUCCCCAACACCCAAUGUCACAUUGUCCUGGUGUCCCCAACGCCCAAUGUCAUGCUGUCCUGGUGUCCCCAACACCUGGUGUCACAUAAUCCUGGUGUCCCCAACACCCAGUGUCACACUAUCACCAUAUCCUGCUGUCCCCAACACCCAAUGUCACAUUGUCCUGGUGUCCCCAACACCCAGUGUCACACUAUCACCAUAUCCUGCUGUCCCCAACACCCAAUGCCUCCAACUCCUGGUGCCCCCCUGUUCCCAACACCCCAUUUCUCCAGCACACUCUCGUUCCCCACACCCCGUGUCACACCACCCCUGGUGUCCCCAACCCCCCGACGUCCCCAGCAUGACCAUUUCUCCCCUCGUGGUGUCACGCUGUCCCCAUCCUGCCGUCCCCAGCACGUGGUGCAGUGCGUCUUCGUGGCCAUCCGCACCAUCGGCAACAUCAUGAUUGUCACCACGCUGCUGCAGUUCAUGUUUGCCUGCAUCGGGGUGCAGCUCUUCAAGGGCAAGUUCUACAGUUGCACCGAUGAGGCCAAGCACACACCUGGGGAGUGCAAGUGGGUGCUUCUGGCCCUGAGUGUGAGUGGAGGGUGUGAGUGGAGGCUGAGUGUGGGUGGAGGGG
Messenger RNA from Meleagris gallopavo (turkey), 713 nucleotides. The record is from RefSeq and is a predicted model, not a curated record. NCBI's taxonomy places the organism in Eukaryota, Metazoa, Chordata, Aves, Galliformes, Phasianidae.